AUGAGGAAUAUCUCGAUGGUGACCAAGUUUAUUCUGCUGGGCAUCCCACACACAGAGGGUUUGGAGACUAUACUCUUUGUCCUGUUUUUGUUCUUCUACCUCUUCACCCUGAUGGGGAAUCUGCUCAUCCUACUUGCAAUUGUCUCCUCUGCUUGCCUUCACACUCCCAUGUACUUCUUUCUGUGCAAGUUGUCUGUAUGUGACAUUUUUUUCCCUUCGGUGAGCUCUCCCAAGAUGCUGGUCUACCUCUCAGGGAACAGCCGAGCUAUCUCCUAUGCAGGCUGUGUGUCUCAGCUCUUCUUUUACCACUUUCUGGGCUGCACGGAGUGUUUCCUGUACACUGUGAUGGCCUAUGACCGCUUUGUGGCCAUAUGUUACCCUCUGCGCUACACAGUCAUUGUGAGCCACAGAGUGUGUGCCAUCCUGGCUAUGGGCACUUCAUUUUUUGCCUGUAUUCAGGCCACCUUCCUAACCACUCUCACCUUCCAGUUACCCUACUGUGGUCCCAAUGAGGUAGACUAUUACUUUUGUGACAUCCCAGUGAUGCUGAAGCUGGCCUGUGCAGAUACAUCAACCCUGGAGAUGGUGGGAUUCAUCAGUGUGGGCCUAAUGCCCCUCAGCUGCUUCCUUCUCAUUCUCACCUCCUACAGUUUCAUUGUUGGCUCUAUUCUUCAAAUCCACUCUGCAGAGGGCAGACGCCGAGCUUUCUCCACCUGCAGUGCCCACCUCACUGCCAUCCUUCUCUCCUUUAUGCCAGUGGUUCUCAUCUACCUGCAGCCCACUCCCAAUCCCUGGCUUAAUGCAACUGUUCAGCUUCUGAAUAACUUGGUUACUCCUAUGUUGAACCCUUUGAUCUACAGUCUAAGGAAUAAGGAAGUGAAAUAUUCUCUGAGGAAGGUGCUACAGCAAUUGGACUUACUUCCUGAGAAGUGA
Molecule: messenger RNA, 933 nt
Organism: Orycteropus afer afer
Lineage: Eukaryota; Metazoa; Chordata; Mammalia; Tubulidentata; Orycteropodidae
Product: olfactory receptor 149-like
Exons: 1
Coding region: 1-933 (310 amino acids)
Biological process (GO): G protein-coupled receptor signaling pathway
Cellular component (GO): membrane
Molecular function (GO): olfactory receptor activity; G protein-coupled receptor activity
Source: RefSeq, a predicted model, not a curated record